This is a messenger RNA of Laccaria bicolor S238N-H82, 1095 nucleotides long. RefSeq lists its product as uncharacterized. The record is from RefSeq and is a predicted model, not a curated record. The transcript is spliced from 4 exons. The coding region runs from base 1 to 1095 and encodes 364 amino acids. Lineage: Eukaryota; Fungi; Basidiomycota; Agaricomycetes; Agaricales; Hydnangiaceae.
AUGCCUUUCAAAAAGCGCAAAGCCCAAGAUGCCGAGUUAGCAGAGCCAUCUUCCAAAAAACAAAAGUCGUCUCUUCCUCCACUCGAAGUAUGGGGAAUCGCAGAAAACCCUGCGAAUGCUGGCAAGGCGUUCCUCUCCAUUCCUAUGGAGCUCACAACAGAAAUCUUGAGGCACUUCCCUGAAAUCGACGCGCACACUGGUAUCAUCCAUGGAGAGGGCGAACCAGUGCUACCAAUUGAAUAUUUGCAACGCCCAGAUAUCCUUCGCGCGCUGUCCCAGACAUGUGUAGCAGUUCGACGCGUUUUCUUACCGUUGGCAUGGGAAAACUUGGACUUAUGUGUUACGCCAAGGGUCCAGAGCACUUUUUUUAAGCACGCCGGAGAAACUCUCAAACGCAAGUCGAAUGGAUUGUUAAAAAACAAGGAUUUGGCAAAAUAUGUUGGGGUAGCUAAUUUAGUAUUGACGCGUUAUAAAACCGAUGUCGUCCUCCCGGCAUUAACAUCUUGUCUUCAAUCGUUACCUAACCUGCACACUAUACAUGUGCUCCACGCUCAUCAUACACAGAUGACGACGGCCAUUAAAGGGGCGUUUCGAAACAUCGUGCUACCCCAUGUUCGAACGGUGAUUGUUCCCGGCUAUGGACACGAACUCUUGAAGUGUUGCCCGGGGGUGAGGUCUGUCCGUUGCAUUCGUGAUAAUGGAAGUAAGCUUGUCACCGUCAUUGCGGAGAAUUGUAAGCACGUGGAAGAGAUAAGAGGGUUUUCUACUGAUGAAAAGAUGAUGAAGCGCAUUGUGAAGGCGGCGCCAAAUCUAACAACCAUACAACUUUCAGUGUGGACGGAUGAUGCGAUGAUUAAGAUUCUCUCUGGCCUCAAGAAGUUGACCACUAUUGAAAUAUUUACGAGGAUCAGCAAAGGCGAUGCUUGCCCCCAAGAUCUCCAAAAGACAAUUAAUGAUUGCAAAGCAAUAUUAAAAGCGCCUCAAGCAUCCGAAGAGAGGAGAUACCUGCGCCUGACCCAUGUUCCAGUGGAGGACUGGUACAAUAGAUCUAACAGGCCUGACAUCACGUACAGUGAGGUUGAACUCUACGCGUAG